Messenger RNA from Penicillium roqueforti, 732 nucleotides. Its product is annotated as GPI anchored serine-threonine rich family protein. Bases 1 to 732 code for a protein of 243 amino acids. Lineage: Eukaryota; Fungi; Ascomycota; Eurotiomycetes; Eurotiales; Aspergillaceae. The record is from RefSeq and is a predicted model, not a curated record. The transcript is spliced from 3 exons.
AUGCGCUACUCAUUCAUCAUCACCGCUCUGAGCCUCCUCUCAUCGGCUUUGGCCAUCACCGUCACCGCUCCCUCGUCAGACUCGGUGUGGGAUUUCUCCACUGCCAAAACUAUCAAAUUCACUAGCGGUUCUAGUGACCCUUCGGUAAUCAGCAUCAUCCUGAGAUCGAAGGAUGGCUCCUUCCAGACCAAAUUGGCGGAUAACGUCAAGACCUCUGAGGGCGAAUACACGACCCAGCCUAACCCUAGCAUUUCCAACGGAGAUGACUACGAGAUCCAGAUAAUUGAUUCUGGGGGCCAGCUCGCCGUCAGUGACACCUUUACUGUCAAGAAGGGCGCUUCAGAUGAUGGUACUACAUCCUUGUCUUCUUCCACCUCUUCUUCUACUUCUUCCACGUCUUCUUCCACGUCGUCUACGUCUACUUCCACGUCUUCUUCUUCUACGUCUACUACCACUUCUUCUUCUUCCACUACCACCACCACCACUUCUUCUUCCGCGACGACCACUUUUACAUCCGUCACCCCCACCCUUACAUCCUUGGUGUCUUCGACAUCCACGUCGUCGACUGAUCCUUCGUCUUCUUCAGCCUCCACCACUUCCUCUUCCGACUCUUCAUCCACCAGUGCCUCCGCCUCCGCUGUACCCUCGACUGAUGCUGCAUCAUCUCAGCUCAGCGGCCCCAAGGGAGCCAUGGCUGUACUCGGCGCUGCUUUCGCGCUCAUUUACGUCUAG